UUCCCCUCACUCUGCUCAGCAGUCAGCUCGGUUCACCACACUGCCUCCUACCACCUCGAUUUCUCAUGCUCUGCACAAUAUGGCCAUCAUUCCCUCGCCUUCCGCCCCUUGUUACCUCCAUUUACCCAUUCUUGGCACCUCGUUCACUUCACUUACUACACCCUAAUUUCCAGGGAUCUGGCCAUGUUUGCCCCAUUCGAUCACACUGUGCCCUCCACUACAUAUUAUACACGACACGUGUAUAAUCACGUGUAUGAUCACGACACGUGAUGGAGAUGUGCCCUCUACUGCUGUUCUGCCUCCAUUCUUGUUCGAGCUUUUAUUCCAACCCCCUCCACCCUGCCCCAUUCACUUACACUGCCUCUUGUCCACUACCCUUCCUGCGUGCUGGGCCUCCUAUGGCCACGGUUCCUUAACCCUCUCCUCUCAUGGCCCCAGUUCUCUCACGUCGUAUUCCUUCACCUCUGCUCACUCUCAGACUCUCAUUUUCCAGGUUCCCCUCUGCUCCUUGACACCGCACGAAGCGACUCCCGUUCACGCUCAUGUAGCCCAGCCUUCGGCUUGGUUCCCGGACUCCGGGCCUCAUUCUCUCCCUCAUUCACUCUCUUGCUGCCCCUUCUUCACCAUUGUUCUCUCCAACACCACUCCCACAUUUACCCCCAUUUCCUGACACUAGCUCAGGUUACCUGCAGAUUCUCCUUCUACCCUUGCUCAGCCCCAUUCCUCACUUUCUCUUUGUUGACUCCAUUAAGUCUGCCCCUUGUUCUUCGAAACGAUCUCACUCAUAGAAAUUUCCAGUGUAACCCCUGUUCCUCCUGGAACCACUCCCAUUCUGCACCUGAUCUCAUGUCUAGUUGUUUUCAUUCUGCCCCAUAGUACCUUCAUCCAAUCACACUCUGCCCUGAAUUCACCACUUUUUGCUAACACUGGUCCCCAUGUUUCCCCAGUUUAUUCACUUGGGGCCAUGUGACCUGUGACCUUUGUCUUUCCCUUUGGCUCACAGUCCCCACAGUCACUUGCCUUCUUCUCUUUGCUUCUAUUCCCUCUCUCUCUGCCCAGCAUUAGCUCCAUUCAUGCACAUGUGGCAUCUCCUUCACCUGGCUGAUGGAUGUUGGGAUCUCUGGACAUUCCUGGAGCCCCGCAUCACCCCUGUCGGGUCCCAGUCCGCCCCUCAUUCACUCUAGCCACUCCCCUUCUCCCUCAGAGUGUCACCACUCGAACUCAACCUGAUUCACACAUGCACGUUCUACCAUGUAUAUGGCUUCAGUCCCUCUACUUCUGUCCCUUGUGCUCCCCAUUCUUCCCUUUAUGCCCCACAUUACCUUCAUUCCCUCCCAUGUUCCACCUAAAUUCACCUCUCUCACCCUUAACAUGCCCCAUAAACCAUCAUUUAUUCACACUCUGGUCCUCCGUGCUCCAAACAAUUUGCACUCUCCUGCUUUAUCAACUCAUACACAUUCACCAUGUGAAUUGCUCCAUUUACUCAGGCUGCUCCUACUUUCACUUUUGGUCACUUUAGCCCAUGCCUCAAUUUCCUAUCACUUACUCAGUCUCACCCAUAAUCUCGAUUCAUUCAAAAUCAAAUGCGCAGGCAUUCCCUCAUGUGGCUCCACACUACCCCCUUUCAUUCCACUCUACUCUUGCACCUCCCUCCCAUCCCCCUCUGACUCUCCUUGCCACCAUUCACUCCCAAUCUCCCCUUCAUUCACCAUUAUUCACCCCUGCCCCCAGCCAGUCCCAUAUGUCUCCCAUUGAGUGACACUCACAUUGGCCAAGACAGAACAGUCUGACAGGAUUCAUGUACCAGUGAUGGCAUGUACCACAAAUACCAGUGGCUUCAAAAGAAUGGAAGGGGGUUCCUCCCUUAGAAGCAGGUAGUUCAGGGCUAGCAUGCCAGCUUCAAGGUCACCAGAGAACUGGCUCGUGAGCUGUUGCUCUGACAAACUCACCCACUACCUUAUGGUUCCAAGUCACUGCUUGUAAUUGGCCAAGCUUCUAUAGUUUUGAUGAAAUGUAUCUUGUGUUGUAAAGUAAGCUCUAUACCCAAUGUGGGGCUUGAACUCAUGACCCUAAGAUCAAGAGUCACAUGCUCUACCAACUGGGCCAGCCACAUACCCCUUGAUGAAAAGUAUCUUAAGAGCAAUCGUGGUGACGACUCACUGGUGAGGUGGGGGAACUGUCGCUGGGAGUGUCACACUGUACAAACUCUGUGGUGGGACCAGCUGCUGUCAGCUUCCCAUACUCCUUCAGCUAGCUACUUGCUGCUUAGACCGCUGUGUGAGGAGGUUGCUCCUGCAGGGACUGUUGGCAGAGGAUGCCCAGCACAGAGUGAGAGUCCAGCUCCUCAGCACAGAAAAGCUGGCCUCACAUAGGUUGUCAAUGUGCCUUGUGAACCCUGGGACAGUUCUUGAGGGGUGUAUCACUGGCUCAGGGACAUUUCUGGAGCUGGCAAUCUCUGUACCCCAAUACCCACCAAUCCUAAAGGAUUCUUUCUAUACACAGGUGUGUGUGUACAAGGUGGUGGGGGGAUAAUGUUUGUAAGAUGGAAGAGGCCAGGCUGGGAUGGGCCCUAUAGUCUGGCCCUUCCUAUUUCCCACUGACAUAUUUUGUACCCAAGAAGUACUGAUCCUUCGGGGAGCAAGAGAUAGGAACUAGUCUUCUGUUUUCUCUCUUUGCUUUGUCUGCCAAGAAGCUCCAACUAGAUUUCUGGUUAAAAAAAAAAAAAUUCCUUGUCUAGUUUUAAUGGUUCUGGCAUGAGGACCUGCAGAUUCUUUCCAGAAGUUCUAUGGGAUAGCGAAUAAACAAAAGAAUAUUAUUGGGUAGAAGUUAAGGAUCCAGCCUUGGAAAAGUGUGUGACUAUGCGCAUGUUACUUAGUCUCUCUGGGACUCAGUUUCCUCCUCUGACAAGUAGAGGCCAUGGGACUGUUCACAGUGGGGACUGAGUGAGGCAGGUCAUACCAUGUGCUUCCCACAGUGUGUGGCACACACGAGAUACUGAGCUAGGUCUGAGCCCCCAUUAUCACUUGCUGGGCCUGUUGGCAGAAGCCACAGUUUUCCCUGCUUUCGCCCUUGCCCUCUGUUGUCUGUUCUUCAAAGCAGCCUGCAGGUUAUCUUUGAAUUUUUUCCUUUUGAUUAACAAAAGCUCAAUACAUAUAGAUGCCUAAUUUUAUUUAAAUAAUAAUACUAAAACAUGUAGCACUUGCUGUGUGCCAAGCAUUGUUCUAAAUCUUUACAAUUAUCAGUUCGUUUGUCAUCGUCCCAUUUUACAGAUGAGGAAACAGCACAGAGAAGAGUUCUGCCCUAGUUACAAAGCUGGUGAAUGGGGCUUUGAAACCAGGCUGUCUCCAUCAUGUUUGGUUGGUUCUGUCUUCUUCCUUGCUGUGUUCCAAAUGUCUGGAAUACUGUCUGUCAUACAGGAGAAGCUCAUGUUCUAGUGGUGCACGACUCGCAAUAAACAAGAAUUCGAGAUUGCUUCUGAUGGGUCUUUAAAAAAAUCUUACCCCUUUCACGGCUCAGCAUUCUGUCUAGAAUGAAGCAUGAGCUCUGUUCCUGGCAGAGGAGGCCCUACGGCAUCUGCCCCCACUCCCUCCCUCCCACCUCCUACGCUCCGAACACACUGCCAGUUUCCAUUCCUCCCAACACGCCAAAUUGGUCCCACUUCCCGGCCAGGAGGCUCUUUUCUUCGGCUCUUUGUGUGGCCGGUUCCUUUUGGUCAGCAAAAUUGUCACCUCCGACGAAAGGAUUUUGUUCCUGCCCAUCCAGAGAAAAGAACCCGUCAGCUGCUGCUUAACACAUUGGCUUCACCAAGGGAUGUGUGUGUCCUAGGUCGCCGUUUAUGUAUCCUUCAGCUUGUUUGUAUGCUGUCCUUCAAAACUCCCGGCUUUAGCCACUGGAUGGAGCCAGUGUGACCUUUCCCAACCUCCCGGCCUUUGUGUACGCUGGGCGAUUCUGCCAAGCGUCCCGUCUUCCUGUUCAAUUACACCUGUAAACCCGACGCUGCCCUUCGGGUUCAAGACACCAAAUUCCCGCCUGCCAGAAUUUUCCUCAGUUGGGCAGUUCCCUUCCCCAUCAUAAGGAAAAUGGUUUUCGAAGCCUCAGGCAUGACGGUCUCUGUAUAACCAAGUAGACACCUGCUCUACACCACAGCCCUCGAGGUGUAGAGCCCCGGUGGGCGCGGCCAUCUCAAAGCAGGGACCGCGCGGGCGCGGCCAUCUUCCCUCCGCGCAGGCGCCGCGGCCCCGCCGCGUUCGCGUGGGGCUGGCGGGGGGGGGGCGGGAGGGGGCCCGGUGUUGACUAUUGGCGGACGCGGGCUCAAAGCCCCCACUGAGCGUGCGCACAUCCAACCGCUGCAACCCUGUAGGUUGCGGAGCCUGAGUUGGUCCUGAAGCGGAAGUGCUUCUUGGGGCCAGUUCUUGCACUGGUCUCCUCUGCAGUGAGCAGAAAAUCUAUUGUCGAGAGGCACAGUGACCUGCGCUAAGGGUUCAUACGCACUCCUCAGGCCCCUCCUUAGGCGCCCCCCGCCUCUCCCCGUGCCCCUCUCCCCUUGCCCGCGCCCCAGGGUAGGGGCCUGAUGUGAAUGCUACAGCCGAAGUGAAUCUGCACCCGAACGCUUCCUUCUGGCUCCUGGGCAAGCCGGCCCCAGUGAGGUGAGGAGAAGGAAGAGGCACCUCAGAGGACUCAUCUCCCGAGCUGAGAGCUUGGGGCUUGGGAGGGGGGUGGGCGAGGCCUGGUGCUGCAGGGUCUGGGAGGGGAUCAUCAGGCUUAAAACGUCAGGAGGCCGAUAGUUUUCCAAAAGUUCAGUUUUCUUGGCGUUUAACAAAUACUAGCACAUUUGAAUUACAGAUUAAUUAAAAAUAGUGGGAAAGAAAAUCAAAAGGAAUUCAUUUUAUCCCCCUACGUCUAUACGUCCAUUCUUAGACAGUUUUAGUGUUUUAGGGUUCUGGGUUUUUAAACAUUUCACAUAUAGUUUGAGGUGGGUUCCUGCGGUUUUAUAACCUACCUUUUUUUUUUUUCAUUUAGAAGUUGACUGUGAUUCAGCUUAAUUUAUUCUGUGAUGUGUUAAAAACUUUCAUUUAGGUAUGUGUACAGAAAAGUACACAGAUGCUAAAGCAUACAACAGUCUUUUGAAUAGCUAUGUAGCAUUUCACCCCUUGUAUCUCCUUAUUAAUCUUCUUAUUUUGAGUCAUACAGGAUUAACUUUGGCAUUCAUAAAGUCGACGCUGAGAUGAAGGUACUUACAGAGGAAUUGUGAUGCAUUAGAGUACAUUAUUUCAUUAAGGAAAAUGCCUGGAAAUACUAUUUCUGGCUCAGCCUUCGCACAUCUCUGCCUUUUCCCAAGAAGAACAGAAAAUGGCCAAACCCCAGGGCCUCGUGACAUUCGAGGAUGUGGCUGUGGAUUUCACCCCGGAGGAGUGGCAGUACUUGAACCCUCCACAGAAGACUCUGUAUCGAGAAGUGAUGCUGGAGACGUACAGCAACCUGGUCUCUGUGGCAGGACCGCAGGGGACCAAACCAGACCUCAUCCUCAAGUUGGAGGUCAAAGAACCAUGCUUGGGAGAAACAAAAAUCUCCUUCUGGAGCUUUCCAGAAGCAGUCUGUCAAAUUGGUGAACAGAUUGAGAGACAGCACCAGGAUGACCAAGAUAGGUAUCUGUUGAUGCAAGUUGGAUUCCCUGACAAGAAAACAAUUAUCACCAAGACUGGCCACGACUAUAAUGAAUUUGGAAACGCCUUUCAUCUGGAUACAAACCUUGUUGCUUCAAUCCAAAGGUCCCAUAAAUAUGAGCCAUUUGGAAAUAAUAUGGUAGAUAGUUUAGACUUAUUUACCAGAAGCUCUGUAGGAAAGAAACAUGACAGUGGAUGUGCAAAGUUAUUCUUCCCUACGGGGUAUGAGAAAACAACUCCUGGAGUAAAGCCGCAUGGACAUAAAGAGUGUGGGAAGGCCCUCAGGCGGAAGAAAGGGCUCAGUCUGCAAGAGAGAAUUAAAAAUGGAGAGAAACCCUUCGAAUGCACCGCGUGUAGGAAAACCUUCAGCAAGAAGUCACACCUCAUUGUACAUUGGAGAACUCAUACCGGAGAGAAACCCUUUGGAUGUACUGAAUGUGGAAAAGCCUUUAGCCAAAAAUCUCAGCUCAUUAUACACUUGAGAAGUCAUACAGGAGAGCGACCUUUUGAGUGCCCAGAAUGUGGAAAAGCCUUCAGAGAAAAGUCAACCGUCAUCAUACAUUACAGAACUCACACAGGAGAGAAACCUUAUGAGUGUAAUGAAUGUGGAAAAGCCUUCACUCAGAAGUCAAACCUCAUUGUCCAUCAGAAAACGCACACGGGCGAGAAAACUUACGAAUGCACUAAAUGUGGGGAAUCGUUCAUACAGAAGCUUGAUCUAAUUAUACAUCACAGUACUCAUACAGGAAAGAAACCCCAUGAAUGUAACGAGUGUAAGAAAACUUUCAGUGAUAAGUCAACUCUUGUUAUACAUCAAAGAACUCAUACAGGGGAGAAACCUCAUAAAUGUGCCGAAUGCGGGAAGUCUUUCAAUGAGAAGUCAACCCUCAUCGUGCAUCAGCGAACUCAUACAGGGGAGAAACCCUAUGAAUGUGAUGUGUGCGGGAAAACCUUCACCCAAAAAUCCAACCUUGGUGUACAUCAGCGAACUCAUUCAGGAGAGAAGCCUUUUGAAUGUAAUGAAUGUGAGAAAGCGUUCUCUCAGAAAUCCUAUCUCAUGCUCCACCAGAGGGGUCACACAGGAGAGAAGCCCUACGAAUGCAGUGAAUGUGAAAAGGCAUUUUCCCAGAAAUCCUACCUCAUUAUACAUCAAAGAACCCAUACGGAAGAAAAACCCUAUAAAUGUAAUGAAUGUGGCAAAGCCUUCAGAGAAAAGUCCAAGCUCAUUAUACAUCAGAGAAUUCACACAGGAGAGAAACCCUAUGAAUGUCCCGUAUGUUGGAAAGCUUUCAGCCAGAAGUCCCAGCUCAUAAUACAUCAGCGAACACACACAGGAGAGAAACCCUAUGCGUGUUCUGAGUGUGGCAAAGCCUUCAGAGAAAAAUCCACAUUCACUGUACACCAGAGAACUCAUACGGGAGAGAAACCCUAUAAGUGUGCAGAAUGUGGGAAGGCUUUUACCCAAAAAUCAAACCUGAUUGUACAUCAGAGAACACACAUGGGAAAGAAAGCCCACGCGAAGGGCCAUAGCCGGAAGUCAAAGCUCAUCACACAUUAACGAGUAGAUCCAAGGUGCCUGUUAAGGUUCACUGAGGGAAAGUUUUGUCUAAUUAACGUUUUAAAAGUACGUUCUGAUUUCUGGUUUAAAUAUGGGGAUUAAAAGGCUCUUUUCAUCUUAGUCUUCACCCAGACACUACAAGGAGCAGAAGAGGAAGUGUAAUCUCUGUAUCUGCCACAAGGAGGAGAUAGCUGAAACCCUGCCAGCGCAGCCAGAGGCAGAGGGGACCACGCGCCAGUGCAGGAGAUCUCAAAGCAAACACUCAAGACUGCACACGUGGGGCCGCACUGGUGAGGACUCACCAGUUGAGGUUCAGGACAUCCCCCAAGUGCAAGGCCAACUCCAUCCACCACGGUAACAGAGGGCAUUGACAGGUGGGAGUUAGGAUGUCUCCUAGACCCAUUUGGGGUCUGAGGAGAGGCUGGCAGAGGCCUUGACAAGAGAUCACUCAGACAAGCCAUAUUUGUAGAAAGUAGUCUGCAGUCAUGAGAGGAGCACUUGUGACAGGGGCUGGAGCAGGAGAAGGGGGUGUUCCUUGUGAAGAGCCCUACAGCUGCCCCGGUUUACAGACUCUGGAGAAGUCAAACCUAAAAGAAAUACCAAAUGUGGGGGGGACAAUUUUAAGAAAAACUCUUACCUGCCUAGAAUGUGGUCCCCGUUUCUUACCCCACAUGAACCUCUGGGGAACAGCAAGUCCAGGCAAAACUCUUACUCAAAUAAUGAUUCCAAAGUAAUGAAGACCACAGAGGCAAUGGCUUUUGAGCCUACAGUUCCACUUCUAGGAAUGUAUAUACUCACGUAUGUAUGAAAUGAUGACCAUGCAGAGAUCUUCACAGGCGCACUGUGAAAACAAAAGGUUGGAAGCUGUCUAGGUGACAGGGGUCUAGAUCCUGAAAUCAUGGUAUGUUCAUACAGCAAACCUCCUAGGUAGGCGAAAUGAAAAAAAAAAAAUUUUGUGUGUGUGCGUGUGUGUGUGUGUGUGUGUGUGUGCGCAUUAUAUAUAUGUAGAAAUAUAUAAAAAUUUAUAUAUAUACAUAUAUAUAAAGAGAACUUGGACAUCAUCUGUGUAGUGAUGUGGGAUGAUCUCCAACACAAUUAGGUGCAAAAAGCAAGGUGCAGGAUCAUGAAUAUAAUAUGCUACCAUUUGCAUAUAAAAACAAAUUGUAAGUACGUAAUUGAGCAUAUAUGCAUCAACUCUCUCUGGGAAGAUACAUGAGAAGCUGCGAACCCUGAUUACCUCUGGGAAAGGGCAGGGGAAGUGGGUGGCUGGGGGAAUGGAAUUGGGAGGGAGACACCUCUGUGUCCUUUCAUAGCUUUUGAAAAUUGUGCUCUGUGGCUGUACUACCUUUUCAAUAAAUAAAACUUUUUAAAA
Messenger RNA from Mustela erminea (ermine), 8593 nucleotides. RefSeq names its product zinc finger protein 182 (gene ZNF182). Bases 5350 to 7221 code for a protein of 623 amino acids. The transcript has 6 exons. Gene Ontology annotation, cellular component: nucleus. Gene Ontology annotation, molecular function: DNA-binding transcription activator activity, RNA polymerase II-specific; RNA polymerase II cis-regulatory region sequence-specific DNA binding; DNA-binding transcription repressor activity, RNA polymerase II-specific. Gene Ontology annotation, biological process: negative regulation of transcription by RNA polymerase II. Lineage: Eukaryota; Metazoa; Chordata; Mammalia; Carnivora; Mustelidae. The record is from RefSeq and is a predicted model, not a curated record.